AUGAAGACUCCUUCGACGGCAAGCUCUCGACGGCGUCCGGGAAAGUCAGUGGCGGCGUCCUCUGAUGGUCAUUCAGGAGAGCUGGAUCGAAAGCUGCAUUCGAAACGACCUCGUCGAUCCAAGAUCUUGUGGAGUAGCUUGGUGGUGAUGGCGACGUGGUUGGCUCUGGGUUUCAUCACGUCUCCACCCCACAACAAUAGUAGUGUCAGCAGUAUGGAUCGACGACGACGACAACAAAUGAUCCGAGAACCUCCUUAUUUUCGACAAGACCAAAACAAGUUUGACACUCGUCGAUGGAAUCAUCGUUCCAACUCGUCCAAACCAUGGAAUCCCCUCGGCACUACCCAAUCUCCCUACUCGGAAAUGACCCCUCAGAUGGACGUGAUUUGGGCCCGUGGUUGGUACAAUGCCAUUCCUCCUCCCCGCCAUGUACCGCUAGACUACUACAACCGUGCCGGAUUGGAUGGCGGCGCGGCACCAAUGGACUUGAUUGCCGAGCGGUAUUUUCCACCCACCCUCUGUGGUCCCCGCUGGAUGCGCAUCAACGAUGUGGCGCGAUGGAUCCAAGACGUCCUGCCGCAAGUCAAAUGUCACUUUACACUCAUUACCAGUGAUGGAAUCAUUGAUGUCCCCAAUGCCGUAUACAAUGCCGAAGCUCUUUUGGAUUCGCGCUAUCUGGUGGCGUGGUACGCCCAAAAUGUCGUGGAUGCCCGUCAUCCUAAAUUGCAUCCCAUCCCGGUGGGAUUGCCCAUUCACUAUGGAUUUCCCAAGUCUCCCCACAGUGCUCACACAUUACAAACACUCCUGAAUAUUCGACAAUCCAUGCCAGCAUUUGCGACCGAACGAUCGUCCCAAAUAUUACUGGAUAUUGGAACCACCCGGGGUGGAGGAGCCCGGGGACAAGCCCGCUUGGAAGCAGCGCAAAUUCUCCGGCAGUGUCCCCAUCGCGUCCAAGUCAUGGAGCCCACACCGACGGUCGAGACGUGGACACAGCAUUAUCGCACACAUCAAUUUGCCGUCGUGAUACGAGGCACCGGAUGGGAUACCUACCGGACAUGGGAGUACUUGCUGCUGGGGACGGUCCCCAUUUUGCUGGAGGACACGCCCAUUGUACAAAAUUUGCAUUUGCCGGCUCAUGUUCCCAUUGUGACGGUAGCCAAUUGGACCGAAAUUUGUCAAUGGACCAAUCAAGAUGUGGCGCGUAUGGUCGAGCGAUACCAAGGAUGGAUUGACAAUGCAUUUCAUUGGUUGCGACCGUCGUUGUGGGUACCACGGAAUCAAACCGAAAUGGAACGACUGUGCGAUGUGUCUCCCGGGUGUCGGGAAACCAGCCUGGAGCAAGAACAAAAACGAAGAUUACAAAAAUUGUCUCGAGAUCAAGAGAAUGCCGUGCCAACCGAAGAGGAGGAUACGCUCGGACUCGAUCCGCAACAGCAUCAAGAAAUGCUGCGAACCUUGCUGCGAAGUGCCACGUCCGACGAACUGGAACAAAUCAUCCAGAGUGAUCCCAUUGCCAAGGAGAAAAUGUAUCAGCAAUUGCUGUUGAGCAGCCAGGCCGAAACGUAA
This is a messenger RNA of Seminavis robusta, 1566 nucleotides long. The record is from the annotation of a GenBank genome assembly. NCBI's taxonomy places the organism in Eukaryota, Bacillariophyta, Bacillariophyceae, Naviculales, Naviculaceae.